Triticum dicoccoides is the source of this 1158-nucleotide messenger RNA. RefSeq names its product formyltetrahydrofolate deformylase 1, mitochondrial-like. Gene Ontology annotation, molecular function: formyltetrahydrofolate deformylase activity. Lineage: Eukaryota; Viridiplantae; Streptophyta; Magnoliopsida; Poales; Poaceae. The record is from RefSeq and is a predicted model, not a curated record. Gene Ontology annotation, biological process: 'de novo' IMP biosynthetic process. The transcript is spliced from 8 exons. Bases 96 to 1007 code for a protein of 303 amino acids.
ACUCCACCAACCAACCACGGAGCCAGGAUUAGAAUAGCGGCGCCGAUGGGCUGGGCUUGGCGCCAUCCACCAACCGCCCCCCGACGGCCGACGCCAUGCUCUCCCUCGCCCGCCGCCCGCUCUCCGCCGCCGUCCCCGCCGGCAACCUCCUCGGCAUCCACCUCUUCCAGUGCCCCGACGCGGUGGGCAUCGUGGCCAAGCUGUCCGAGUGCAUCGCCUCCCGCGGCGGCAACAUCCACAGCGUCGACGUCUUCGUCCCCGACGACGCCCCCGUCUUCUACGCCCGCAGUGAAUUCACCUACAACCCGAGGCUAUGGCCGCGCGACGUGCUUCGCGCCGACUUCCUCCGCCUGUCGGACUGCUUCAGCGCGCAAAAAUCCACUGUGCGAGUACCUGACAUCGACCCCAAGUACAAGAUUGCAGUCCUCGCUUCGAAGCAGGACCAUUGUCUGUUUGACUUGCUGCAUAGAUGGCAAGAAGGCAGGCUUCCAGUUGACAUUCAUUGUGUGAUAAGCAACCAUGAUCGACCUGUAGAUAACCAUGUGAUGCGUUUUCUUCAGAGGCACGAAAUCCCCUAUCAUUACUUACCAACGACUUCUGGGAAUAAAAGGGAACAAGAGAUAUUAGAAUUGAUUGAAGAUACAGAUUUUGUUGUGCUGGCAAGAUAUAUGCAGGUAAUGUCUGAAAGCUUUCUUAAAGCAUAUGGGAAAGAUAUUAUUAAUAUUCACCAUGGCCUCCUUCCCUCGUUCAAAGGAGGAAGUCCUUCUAGACAGGCCUUCAAUGCUGGGGUGAAGUUGAUUGGUGCGACUAGCCAUUUUGUUACUCCAGAACUUGAUGCUGGGCCAAUCAUUGAGCAGAUGGUUGAACGGGUUUCUCACAGGGACACAUUACAUAGCUUUGUUGUCAAGUCUGAGAACCUUGAGAAGCAGUGCCUAGCAGAAGCUAUCAAGUCAUACUGCGAGCUCCGUGUGCUACCAUAUGAAGUGAUGAAGACUGUUGUGUUUUGAACCCUUUUUUUUUAUGAAUUUUUACGAUGUGUAUUCUUUUUCCAAAACUAGCAAUACAUUAUUCUUUUGUUAAUAUACUCACGUCGAGCCAUUAGGUGUAUCUUAACCUGGGCCGAACUUAUGAGAAUAAUCAAGCAGUGUUACUGUUACA